This is a messenger RNA of Naegleria fowleri, 1425 nucleotides long. RefSeq lists its product as uncharacterized. The transcript has 3 exons. The coding region runs from base 1 to 1425 and encodes 474 amino acids. NCBI's taxonomy places the organism in Eukaryota, Heterolobosea, Eutetramitea, Acrasida, Naegleriidae. The record is from RefSeq and is a predicted model, not a curated record.
AUGUUUCUUCGUCUCAAAAGCACUGCUUUGCCUAAUGACAGCAUUCGGGAUGACAAGAUUUCUCCCGAAACAACACCACACUCUCAUCAUGAUUUCUCUCGACAUGAUUCUUCCUCUUCAUCCUCCGUCAUGAUUACACUCUUUCUUGCUUCCGAUACAGUUGAAAAUGUGGUGGAAUUCAUACAAGACCAAGAUCGUGAAAUGGUUCAACAGGUAUGCAGGUGCUUUCAAGAGGCUUGUCGUGUGGUGGAGAGACGCGAAUUUCUCUACAUGUGGCACGAUGAGAAUAGAUGUUUACUAAAACCACUUUCGGAGCCUCCUGUCGAUGAACAAGUCCUUUCUCAGCGAGAAAUGGAAUUGAAAACAAAAUUUCCAUUGUGUUUGAGAGAAUUUCUGAAAAUCACGAAUGGAAGACCCUCAUGGAGUGACGACGUACUUCAUGUCAAUAACCUUCUGAAUCGUGUAGAGCUUUGGAAAUAUGAUCACUCUCGAAAAUUUAUCAUUUUAGGACUUUCCACUCAAAAUUCCAAUGCCUUGACUUUGGAUCCCAAGAAGGGUGUGAUUCGAUUAAAUCAGACACGCUUUCAAACAAAAAAAUAUUUUCCUUAUAGCGUGCAUCGAUCCUUGUACAGUUUGAUUCCUUCCACCUUUGCCUCUCAACGCAAUUUGACCUUAAAAUGUGUCCAAUGUGAUGGAUUGUGUUUGGAAUAUGCUUGUUCCGAUUUUAAGAAAGAUCCUCAGAUCGUUCGGGAGGCCUAUCUGCAAAAUCCAAAAUCCUUUAAAUUCUGUUCGGAAGAAUUACGGAAUCAACUGAAAUUUGUGAAGGAACUUUUUCGUGUGGAUCCUCAAUGCCUCACGUACUUGCCGAUUACCCAUGAACUCUUUUACCGAAAGGAAUUCAUGCUUGAAGCGAUUCAAAUUGAUGGAUCAUGGCUCCGUAAAGCCUCACAUGAACUCCGAAAUGAUAGGGAAGUGGUCAUGAAGGCAAUAGAAUCGUAUCCAAAUGCUCUUUCGUAUGCCUCUAAGGAAUUGAGAAGUGAUGAGGAAGUGGUCAUGACGGCUCUGAAAAGAAAUGUGAAGGCCUUCCAGGUGGGUGAUGAUUUGAGAAGUGACAAGGAAGUGGUUAAGUUGGCCAUUCAGCAUAAUCCAAUGGCUUUGCAAUAUGCAGGCGAGGCUAUGCGUGAAGAUCUCGAAAUUGUACUCCCAGCCAUUCGAAAAUGUGGAAAGGCCUUCACCUACAUUUCUAAGAAGUUACAAUGCAAACAAUAUAUUGCCAUGCAAAGAAAUGCAGAUCAACAGGUUCAAAGCGAUCCAUCCAAAGAUGAUCCUCGUAGUAUCACGAGUGAGAAUGAAUCUCUCACUGCAUGCACCUUGAAGAAGAAUUCUUCUUCGCUCCGAAAAAAGAUAAUAAGGAGAAAAAAGUGA